AUGCUGAUUCUGGCAGUGAGUGCAAUGCAAAAAUGUCGUGGUGAGAAAGUCCUACAGUCCCUAACCAGGCUGUCCAUCAACCAUGAGGACUCGCUGAAUACACUUCAGCAGGAACUGAGCUGGGUCAUGUACCUGACCACCGGUGAGCUGUCCAUUCUACCGAACAUCUAUGCGGAGAAGUCCAAAGACGCUUCGAAGUUGUCUACUCCAUUCAGAACUCGAGCCAUGAGAUUGGUCUUGGAGCAGACCUUAGAAAGAGUAGAGCAGAUUCAGACUAAAGAAGACGUGCUAGCGGAUGCGGAGAAAGAGGGUUGGGUGGUACGUGUGAAGGACACCGAAGCUCCAGCCUUUGUCUACCAGCAGUGGAGCAGUGAGCAAGACAAGACGGUGCAUGACACUGCUCGAAGGGCAGUCCCCGCAGAAGACGUCGUUCAAUUGCUCAAAACGUGCUUGGAGGAGCUUGCGCAGCACCCACAGUUGAUCUCCAGGCUCAUGCCAUCACGUCCGAUCGUCGAGAAGAUGACAGGUGGCCCAGUUCGAGUUCACAUCCAGGUCCAACUCCAACAUCUCAAAGGUAAGUUCCAUCAAGCCCUGUCCGGACUCACGGACAAUGCAGUCUGGGCAGCCAUUGAAGGCUCACUAAGGCCAGGGAGCGUUCAGCGUAGUCCAACAGCUAAGUCGCUUGCAAAGCAGGCAUCCGGCAGCAGCUAG
Messenger RNA from Symbiodinium natans, 711 nucleotides. NCBI's taxonomy places the organism in Eukaryota, Dinophyceae, Suessiales, Symbiodiniaceae. The record is from the annotation of a GenBank genome assembly.